UGUAAAUACGCAUUACAUAGAAUUCUUAAUUUAAGUGCAAUUUUGUCCACUAACUUCGACGAAGAUAAAUACAUAGAAUAAUGUCAUUAAGAUACGUUAAAUACUGUCGAUGUAUGAAAAAAGCCGUGAGAAAUCUCAGCUGGCAAUCGAUCGAAUUCACGGACGGCAUAUUAGACAUAGAGAGGACGAAUUUAUCGGAGUGCAAUUUGGUUAGGAAAAAUGAGCCGCCGUUGUCACCGAGAAGGUGGACAUCCGAACCUAACGUACAUUAUAUUGCGGACUACGAUGAUCUCUGUGGACCUUGGCCUUCACCAGAUCAUCCGACUUUUAAACAGUAUGAUGACGUCGAGCUCAGGCCGACGUUGUGUACUUGGACAUUUAUUAAAACUGAUGACGUGAAGUGCAUGAAGCAAAAUUUGUUUGAUAAAAAUGCAAUUACAUUUAUUAUUGACAAAAGAUUACCCAAUGAUAAUGUAAUAUUCGAGGGAAAAGGCAGAGAGGUUUUUUUAAACUUUGCUUGGGAUAUUUUUAAGUACAUGAGAGAUAAAAAGUUCUCCGGUAAAGGAAUAUCAGCAGUACUGGGAUUAUUUUACUUGACACACCGAUUUUUUCUCUCAACACCUUGGCGUACGGGCCGCGAUACAUACGAUUUUUUUCAACGUGGUCUUGAUCUACAUAUUUUACUGAAACCACCAGAAAGCGAUAUGAUAUUCAAUUUUUCAGAAUACGACGAGUUGCUUGAAAUGUUUCAGCGGAUAUACAUGGAGAAAUUAGAGCUCACGCGAUUGGCUUGCAUCCCUAAUUAUCACUUAAUUUUAAAGAAGAAACAAUGCUGCAGGGUUAAUCAGUAA
Trichogramma pretiosum is the source of this 851-nucleotide messenger RNA. RefSeq lists its product as uncharacterized. The coding region runs from base 81 to 851 and encodes 256 amino acids. Lineage: Eukaryota; Metazoa; Arthropoda; Insecta; Hymenoptera; Trichogrammatidae. The record is from RefSeq and is a predicted model, not a curated record. The transcript has 4 exons.